GCGCGCGCAGCGGAGGGGCCCUAAGAUGUCGGCGGUUCGUGUCCGCCUGGUGUUUGAGUAUCCGCCGCCGCUGCUGCCGGCCUCCAGGAUGUGCUGGUUACUCCUGCAGCCCCAACACUGCCGUGUGGUGGCUGACCUCGAGAGUAUCAUCCGCCAGCGGUUCGGCUUCAGCGCCAGCAGCACCCGCCUCCAUCUGUUUGUGGACAGCUGCCUCCUGCCCCCCAAUGAGAGCAUCCAGCUGGUCCGGGACAACGACUGCAUCAGAGUGCAACAGGAGGAACUGAUAACAGAAAAUGGGUUUGUGACCAGCAGCUCUCCAGAUUGGCUGGCUGUGAAACCAAAGAAGAGACGCCGGCAGCAGUCCCAGGAGAAACAGGAGACACAGAGUGAAAAUGAUCAAAGAAAGAAAAAAAGAAAGGAGGCUGGACUGAAAGCAGAGCGGAGGCAUAAUUCUGCAGAAGAAACUGAGCUGAUUGGAAAUGUGAAGAGUGCAAAAAAGCGAAAAAAAGUGAUAGAAGAUGACGGACAAUAUAAUAUUCAAAAGAAACAUUGCAAAAAGAAGAAAGAUAAAUUCAGCAAAGAUCAAACCAGGCGAGAUUAUUCCAGAAAAAGAGCCAGUUCUGGAUGUUUGGGGAAAGCUCUCUCAGAGCCUACUCCUCCAACACACUCUAAACAAAGAGAGGGAAAGAAUGUUUCAGAUGAUACUCCACCUCAGGGGAAGGUGGCAGUAGAGGCAGUGGACAGUGAGUAUUCAUCCAGCAGCAUCAAUGAGAGUGACCAUCCACAGCCAAAGAAUACUCAGCUGGCAACGGAUGGCACCAUCACCAAGACUGAGGGCAAGGGCAUCUCAACAAGGAAACAUCCCAACUCUCGACGUGGGAAGAGACCUGCCCAGACUGACGUUACCCCUAAAAUGGCAGGAGUAAAGACAGACAGCAGCUCUGACUCUCUGAGCAGUGACUCCGAAACACCCGUGGUUAAGAGAGCAUUCACUCUGAAUCGUGAAGCUCUGCCUCCAGUGGAAAGGAUAUCUGGCCCUUUUGAAAAUGGUGAGUCAUCUGCACCUUGUUCAGACACUCAAGAUUCCGAAUCUGGGAAAACCAAGAGCAGAGCUGGAGGUGCAGGUGCUGCAGUUCCAGGCAAAACUCUCUCAGAGGGAUAUCAGCCAACACCUGCCACCCUGCAACCUAGUCCAACAGGGAAUUGUAACUUUGGACAGGGCAACGGAAGGGGACGAGGACGAGGGUUUAAUGGCUUCCCAUGGAGAGGAGGGCGUCAGCAACGUGGUGCGUUCCAGGGCAGGGGCAGAGGAACUGGCUCCUUCCGCUAUAACUAUGAAAAUAGCGAGGAACCAAAACCUGGAGAAUCAAGUCAAACAUUAACUAAUAAACAACCUAUUGUUGAGAGUUCCCCUGGGGCUCCCAAGAGAGACUACAGCAAACUUCCACUCCUUGCUGCACCACCUCAAGUGGGAGAAAGAAUUGCUUUUAAGAUGUUGGAACUUUCUGAGAAUUACACACCAGAGCUGUCAGAUUACAAGGAAGGAAGAAUUGUGAGUUACAAUGCCAAUACCCAAGAAGUGGAGCUGUGUGUGGAUUCCAUAUCGACAGAGCGUUCUAAAGAGCCAGGGAAGUUUGACCUUAUUUAUCCAACAAAGAGUGGUGACAAUAUGGUGGAGUACGCAGUGACAAGACGGCCCCAGGUAACUGAAAGUUGGAGUGCUCUGAUUGAACCUCGUCUGAUUGUGACACCUAGUGCUGAGCCAGUAGAUGUGGAGUUGGCCUAACUAACCUACCCCACCCAUCUUUGCCCUCACUGCUUGUCGUGCAGGGAUUCUUCUGCUAACUUCGCUCCAUCCUUACAUGAUGCUGCCUCUCUACCACACUGUAGCGUCCUGACUGCAGGAACAGUUGUGGUUGUAUAUUUUCCGAGAUUGCAGUUUUGCUGAGAAUGGUCUUUUGUGAAUUGUUUAAUAAAUGUGUUUUUUCUAAGA
Rhincodon typus (whale shark) is the source of this 1993-nucleotide messenger RNA. RefSeq names its product coilin p80 (gene coil). The record is from RefSeq and is a predicted model, not a curated record. The transcript has 7 exons. Gene Ontology annotation, biological process: spliceosomal snRNP assembly. NCBI's taxonomy places the organism in Eukaryota, Metazoa, Chordata, Chondrichthyes, Orectolobiformes, Rhincodontidae. Gene Ontology annotation, molecular function: U2 snRNA binding; U1 snRNA binding. Bases 26 to 1786 code for a protein of 586 amino acids. Gene Ontology annotation, cellular component: Cajal body.